AUGAUCGAAAAGUCGGCAGCUUUUCGUGGAGCGGUGGCUUGUAACCCUAAGGACUGGAAACUUGCCUUGGAUGGUCUCUACGAGGGUAUCGAAGGCAACGAUAUUGCUGGAUACAUUGAGGCAGUCGGGUCUGAGGUGAAGAAUCUCAAGAAGGGCGAUAGGGUGAUCGCAUUCACCCGUAUGGCCUCAGGCGAUCAGUACGGUGCAUACCAGCAAUACACCGUCGCUCCUGCUUGGACGACUGCCAAAUUUAACGAAAAGAUCUCGCUCGUGGAUGGUGCAACACUUCCCCUAGCAGUCACUACCGCAUUUAUCGGACUUUUCGACAAGCUCUGUCUACCGGAGCCCUCGUCUGACAGCAGGCCUGCCGGUGGCACUGACAAAAUCAAUCUCCUUGUGUGGGGUGCCAGCUCCUCCGUGGGCGCCUACGUCACCCAACUUGCCAGAAUCGCCGGGUUCAACAUCGUCGCUGUUGCCGGUGCCGCUCAAAUUGCUGUUCACGAGCUCGGUAUGGACGGCAACAAGUCGUCGACUACCGAGACGAUCGCCCCAGAGAGUUUCGGCGAGCGGUGGUUCAAGACGGUCACGCGCUGGGUGGAAGAGGGGAAGUUGAAGCCGAACAAGGUGCUCAUCCUGGAGGGUGGUAUUGAUGGUAUUCCAGCAGGAUUGAAGCUGUUAGAGGAGAACAAGGUUAGCAACCGCAAGCUUUUUGCUCGCAUCGCCGACACCAAGCCUUCCAUCGCAACUGCCAAGAUAUAG
Molecule: messenger RNA, 759 nt
Organism: Sporisorium graminicola
Lineage: Eukaryota; Fungi; Basidiomycota; Ustilaginomycetes; Ustilaginales; Ustilaginaceae
Exons: 5
Coding region: 1-759 (252 amino acids)
Molecular function (GO): oxidoreductase activity, acting on NAD(P)H
Source: RefSeq, a predicted model, not a curated record